Molecule: messenger RNA, 3233 nt
Organism: Diceros bicornis minor
Lineage: Eukaryota; Metazoa; Chordata; Mammalia; Perissodactyla; Rhinocerotidae
Product: pyruvate dehydrogenase phosphatase regulatory subunit, mitochondrial-like
Exons: 5
Coding region: 425-925 (166 amino acids)
Cellular component (GO): cytoplasm; mitochondrion; mitochondrial matrix
Molecular function (GO): oxidoreductase activity
Source: RefSeq, a predicted model, not a curated record
UUAGCGCGCCGGGACCCCCAGCGUCCCCUCAGUCCGCUUUGGUCUCGCUCAGGGGUGGCCCCGGCCGUCCCUCGUUUCCGGUCAGUUCUGCCUCGUCCUCCCGGGAAGGCGCGUCCUGGCGCCAAGACUCUGCCCGCCCGGGCCGGGAGGGGUCCGCCUGAUCCACCUCAGCCUCUGCCGCUGUGCCCCGUCCGCCGGAGGGGGUCCGGGCGUCGGGGACCGAGCUCGGCUGCCUCGCACCGUCUCUUCCAGGCGUCCGCAGCUCAGCUCGGAAGUCCAGGGCGGUCGGGGUCACCUCACUGCCGGCUCCCCGCCUCGGGCUUACACACCCCCGCAGCGCAGACGAGGCUUCUCUGCAGUUUGAAUCCUUGGGAUCUCCUUCUUAGCUGAGUGAGAGCACAUCUCCCAGUAGCUGACAAACGUGAUGUUUUACCGGUUGCUUUCGGUGGUCCCAAGACAAAGAACCAGCAGAGGAUGGCAGAAGUGGUCCUCAGCCAGAAGUGGUGCGUCAGCUGCCAAGGCUCAUUCUGUCGCCCUGCCUGCCCAGGCACAGGUGGUCAUCUGUGGUGGUGGAAUUAUGGGCACAUCUGUGGCCUAUCACCUCUCUAAGAUGGGGUGGAAGGAUAUUGUCCUUUUGGAGCAGGGCAGGCUGGCUGCUGGCUCUACGAGGUUUUGUGCUGGCAUCCUAAGUACUGCCAGGCACUUGGCCAUUGAGCAGAAGAUGGCAGACUAUUCAAACAAACUCUACCAUCAGUUAGAACAAGAAACUGGGAUCCAAACAGGUUACAUAAGGACAGGCUCAAUCUUUCUGGCCCAAACUCAGGACCGGCUGAUCUCUCUGAAGCGCAUCAACUCAAGGCUGAAUGUUAUAGGCAUCCCUUCUGAGAUCAUCUCCCUUCAAGAUAAUGACUGGAAACUAUACUGAAGAGUUAGUUUGCUGGGCUUCUUCCUUUCUUCGAUUACUUGUUAAUGCGGUAUGUAAUAUAUUUAAUCUGGUAUGGUAAUAAUCAGGUUCAUGUAAUUUGAGAGUUGUCUCCUUCAAAGUAAUCACCAUAGGUGGCUCUCCUCAUAUUCCAGAAAUGUCUUUGUGUAGUAUGUUUUUGGAACUCUUUUGGAGUUAGUCAUCGAGCCUGUGGGAUGUUUUUUAUACUCCUUGUCAUAACAAAUGUUGGUUACUCGUAGAACUGGAAAUAAAAGGAGUAGGUCUGGGGCCCCCUGGCUUAGCGGUUAAGUGCGCACGCUCCGCUGCUGGCAGCCUGGGUUUGGAUCCCAGGCGCGCACCGACGCACCACUUCUCCAGCCAUGCUGAGGCUGCGUCCCACAUACAGCAACUGGAAGGAUGUGCAACUAUGACAUACAACUAUCUGCUGGGGCUGUGGGGAAAAAAAGGAGGAGGAUUGGCAAUAGAUGUUAGCUCAGAACCGGUGUUCCUCGGCAAAAAGAGGAGGAUUAGCACAGAUGUUAGCUCAGGGCUGAUCUUCCUCACGAGAGAAAAAAAAAAAAAAAGGAGUAGAUCUGGAAGAAGAGAUGAGAUUGUUGUAGACAUAUUAGCCUUCCUAUAGAUUCCCAGAUGAGUUACUCAAAAAAUAUUUGGGUAAACAGCAUCAAGUCCAGUGACUAAAUUUGUGGAUGGAAGCUGAGCACAGUAAAGGAUCACUGGCUGCUUCUCUCAGAUAAUAUUCUUCUCUUCCUGUUAUUGUGAGCAAGAAUGCACACAUCCUGUUUUCCAUACAGACAUGGGCGAUACGUCAAGUGCCACGUUCCUCCGAUGAAGUCAUUUGUAAGGCAGGAUGGCAGAUUCAGUGACAGGGAUAGUGACUGCAGGAGGAAGAUGGGAGGCUUUCUCUCUCAGCCAUGCCCCCACUGCACGCAGGGUAACAUAAAUAGCCUGUCUCUUCUUUACCUCGGUUUCCAAAUUUUUACUCUUUGGUAACCCUGGUAUAAAUGGUUUUAUGCAUGUUUAUCUUUUGAGAUAGCAAGUACAUAUAUCAGGUUACUUCAAAUGAAGAACACUUCACAAGUAGACACAGCAAGAGUUAUUAAAAUGUCUGUUUAUUCCUUUACAAACCUAGUAACAUGAAAAGAAAAUCUUAAUUGAAAUCUGGCUUGAUAGAAAUACAGUGCACAAUGUUAAUACCACAUUCAUUGAGGGUAGAAAUGCUCGGUCACCCUGUGUGUCUAAAGUCACCAGGGCUCAUGUGUUUACUAAAGUGCCUCAAAUGUCUUCAGGACCACAUGCUAACUCUACACAGGGACAGAAAAGGGCUGAGCUGAACUGCACAUUUACAAAUGCAAGUAAUGAGCUAUAGCACUUUACAGUAAUUACAAUGGCACUUUCAUACAUCCCAAGAGUUGACCAGAGAGUAAAGUGUUAACCGUGUGCUAGAAAACUCUUCACUGAAACAAGCUGCAGAAGCUUUCUACCCUGCAGCCCCCAUGUGUCUGGGGAAGAAGAGGCUAUGCGGGGUGGAUGGCAACACGCUUCUUUUCGUCCUUCCUCUCUACACCCACCAUGUGACAUUCUGGAGUGUAAGGCACUAGAACCUGGCUUGGAGAAAAGAGUUGCUCCAACUCCAGUUCUUGGUGUGCAAAGGAAAUCCUGGCUUAGAUCUUCUGAAACAGAUGCUAAAAAUAUCCUCCCCACCUCUUGUAAUUUCUGUCCUUGAGAGACAGAAAAAUGAGAAGGCAGAAGAAGGUUUGCAAAAGAUAAAAAUAUAUCAUGAGAAGCUAGCCCAUGAAGAAAUGUGUAAUUCUCCAAGGGCUGCAGACACUCUGCUCAGAAAAGUCAAGAAUCAUAUUAUACAAGGAACAACUCUGGUGUUUAAUGGACAAAGGUAAAGACAUACAAAAAUACUCAGUCCUCUUGAAAAAUAGUGCAUUUGUAGUGAUGAUGGACUGCAAAUGGGAGCCCCAUAGGGACAAUGAAGGAGCCUUACAACUCAGCACCUUGAAGUGGAGGCCAAGAGUGGGGGUGGUGGUGUGGGGGCAGGCGCUGACAGGCAGAUCCAUAGCUCAUUCAUGAGUUACUGCACAACGUGGUUAAUGCCUAUAACAUCUUAUUUCAUCUAUAGUUUCUUCCACUCAAGUGUGCUGCUCCUGAAUCCAUGUGCCUGCAAAUGACAUGUGUGAGGUGAAAAUUCUUUACUCAGGAGAAUUUUCCCUAUAUCUUGUUGAUAAAAUGCUGCUUAUAUCAAGGUUUGUGAGGAGGAGGGUGUGCAGAAAUAAAAUGAAAA